AUGAUGUGUGAGGUGAUGCCCACUAUCUCUGAGGAUGGUCGUGGAGGCGGGGGCACUGGGGGCGGGGUGGAGGGGGGUGGGGGUGUGGGCGGAGCAGGCAGUUUGGAGAGUGUGAUGGUGAACAUGCUGACGGAGAGAGAGAGACUGUUGGAGAGUUUGAGAGAGACACAGGACAGCCUCGCCACUGCACAGCUUCGCCUGCGAGAACUCAGCCAUGAAAAGGAAUCUUUACAAAGGCAACUCUCUAUCGCACUACCACAGGAGUUUGCAGUGUUGACCAAGGAGCUGAAUUUAUGUAGAGAGCAGCUGUUAGAAAGAGAGGAGGAGAUUGCUGAACUCAAGGCAGAGAGAAAUAACACACGGUUACUGCUGGAGCAUUUGGAGUGUCUGGUCUCUCGUCAUGAGCGUUCUCUGAGGAUGACUGUGGUGAAGAGGCAAGCCCAGUCUCCUGCUGGCGUCUCCAGUGAGGUGGAAGUCCUCAAAGCCCUCAAGUCUCUGUUUGAACAUCACAAAGCCCUGGACGAGAAGGUGCGGGAAAGGCUUCGUGUUGCUCUGGAGAGAGUCUCUCAGUUAGAGGAUCAACUGGCAGCAUCUACUCAAGAGGUAAAAUCUUUAAGAGAACAGAUUAAAAGACGACAGCACGGUUUGGACAGCGGCAAAGAUCGCCUGCCAAACGGACCCUCCCUGCAGGAGGACAGUGAGCUGGAGCGACAGAGAGAAGGAGAGAUAGAGAGACAGAGGGUCGAACUCUCGCAGCUGAAAGAAAGACUAGCACUCAUGUGCCGACAGGUGGGAGAAAUUGAGGAGCAGCUUGUAGCUGCUAGGAGGGAGGUGACCAAAUCAGAAGAGGCCAAUCAGAAACUCCAGAGGGAAGUGAAAGAGGCCUUGUGUCAGAGGGAGGAUAUGGAGGAGAGAAUAACCACACUGGAGCGCAGGUACCUGAGUGCCCAGCGCGAAGCCACCUCUCUACACGACAUUAAAGACAAACUGGAGAAUGAACUGGCCAGCAAAGAGUCCCUGUACCGACAGAGUGAAGAGAAGAACAGGUAUUUACAGGAGCGUUUGGACGAAGCCAAACAGAAGCUUCAGCAGACUCUCCAGCGGGCGGAGACGCUGCCUGAGAUUGAAGCUCAGCUGGCACAGAGAGUGGCUGCUCUCAACAAGGCGGAGGAGCGUCACGGGAACUUUGAGGAGCGACUGCGACAGCUGGAAGCACAACUGGAGGAGAAGAACCAAGAACUACAGAGAGCAAGACAGAGAGAGAAAAUGAAUGAUGAACACAACAAACGUCUGUCGGACACAGUGGACAAACUGCUCUCCGAGUCCAACGAGAGACUACAGCUCCACCUGAAGGAGAGGAUGGCUGCUCUGGAGGACAAGAACACUCUCUCAGAGGAGCUGGCCAACAUGAAGAAGAUUCAAGAUGACCUUUUAGCAAACAAGGACCAGCUGAUAGCUGAGCUGGAGAGGGUUCAGCUGGAGUUAGACCAGCUCAGGGGAAGAUCUUCCACCUACUCCAGGACGGGCAGUGCCAGUUCCCUGCCCUCCACCCUCUUCCGGCGGUCUCUCCCAGGCUCAGUGUCCGAGCUGCGGUUUCUCCCGCCUGGCGGGUCUCUCCCGGCCGGGUAUAGCAGCUCAGGUGCCACAACAGGCCGUAGGUCACACCGGGGUCGCUGGGGUCACUCCAGGGAGGAACCUGGCAAGUAUGGGGAAUGGGAUGGCAGUGGGUGCUCUGAUGAGGAGGAGGAGGAUGAGGAAGGGGAGAGGCUCGUUGGCUCGGAGCUGCUGUCGCCCAGUGGACAGACAGAUGUCCAGACUCUGGCCAUUAUGCUGCAGGAACAACUGGAGGCCAUUAACAAGGAGAUCAAGCUCAUUCAGGAGGAGAAGGAGAGCACUGAACUGAGAGCAGAGGAGAUUGAGAGCCGUGUCAGCAGUGUGGUCGUGGAUGAUCCUCUCAUCCCUCCAUCCUCACUAGGCGGAGGAAGAGACGGAGGGAGGGGUAUCAUCACUCCAUCACUCACCUCCUCCACCCUGGCCUCUCCCUCACCCCCCAGCUCUGAUCCAUCCACCCCACAGCUCCCCUCAGGCUCACCUGCUAGAGACCCUGACAGACAGAACAGCAAAGACGACGAGAAAGCUCUGGUUCUGGUGGAUUCAGCUCCGCCCCCCGUGCCACGAGCGUUGCGAUUGGACAGAAUGACUCACACACACCCAGGGGCGGGUCUGGAUGAUCACCGUGAGUUCCAAAGUCUCUCAGUGGAUGGAGGCAUAUCUGCGAGCAGUACAGACUCUCUCCAUAAGUCCAGUAAGAAGAAGAGCAUCAAGUCGUCGAUCGGCCGACUGUUUGGGAAAAAAGAGAAAGGAAGAGUGGGCGGAGCUGGCCGUGAGUCUUCCUCUGCAGCGUCUACACCAUGUGAUGAACUGAACUCAGAGCUGCUGAAACUGUCAUCUACCACAGAGAAACAGCGUCGCAGUAAGAAGAAACUGGACCUGCUGGAGGAGGCCUGUCGACAGGGGCUCCCAUUUGCAUCCUGGGACGGUCCUACAGUGGUCACAUGGCUGGAGCUGUGGGUGGGGAUGCCAGCGUGGUACGUAGCAGCGUGUCGUGCCAACGUGAAAAGUGGUGCAAUCAUGGCUAACCUGUCGGACACAGAGAUCCAGCGAGAGAUCGGGAUCAGUAACCCUCUCCACCGUCUCAAACUUAGACUGGCCAUCCAGGAGAUGGUGUCUCUGACCAGCCCCUCAGCUCCGUCCAGCACACGCUCUUCCACCACUAACAUAUGGAUGACUCACGCAGAGAUGGAGUCACUGACAGCAGCCACAAAACCUGAACAGAAGGAGAUCAGCUGGGAGCAGAUCCUGGCCUAUGGAGACAUGAACCAUGAGUGGGUGGGGAAUGAGUGGCUUCCCAGUCUGGGUUUGCCCCAGUACAGGAGCUACUUCAUGGAGUCACUGGUGGACGCCCGCAUGCUGGACCACCUGACCAAGAAAGAGCUGAGAGGACAACUGAAAAUGGUGGACAGUUUCCACAGGGUGAGUCUGCAUUAUGGCAUCAUGUGUUUGAAGCGUUUGAACUACGACAGAAAAGAGCUAGAACGCAGGAGAGAGGAGAGCCAGAAUGAAAACAGAGAUGUGGUGGUGUGGACGAAUGAGCGUGUGAUGUGUUGGGUACAGUCUAUAGGGCUGCGGGAGUUUGCUGAUAAUCUGACUGAGAGUGGCGUUCACGGUGCUUUGCUGGCUCUGGAUGACACCUUUGAUUACACAGAUCUGGCCCUGCUACUGCAGAUCCCCACUCAGAACACACAGGCUCGUCAGCUACUGGAGAAAGAGUACAGCUCACUCAUCGCUAUGGGCACAGAGAGGAGGCUAGAUGAGGACGGCACUAAGCCCUUCACACGUUCCCCGUCAUGGAGGAGAAUGUUCCAGGAGAAAGAUCUCCGUGGUGUGACCUCUGACCCCUCAGAGACACUACCUGCCAACUUCCGUGCCUCAGCCCUGUCGACGCCCACUGUCACCCUGCGCAAAGUCCAAAGUGAAGUGAACUCAGGUUCCAGGGCAGAGGCAGGCUCUGUGAGGACAUACUCAUGCUAA
Messenger RNA from Chanos chanos (milkfish), 3591 nucleotides. RefSeq names its product liprin-alpha-3-like. The transcript has 30 exons. Lineage: Eukaryota; Metazoa; Chordata; Actinopteri; Gonorynchiformes; Chanidae. The coding region runs from base 1 to 3591 and encodes 1196 amino acids. The record is from RefSeq and is a predicted model, not a curated record. Gene Ontology annotation, cellular component: presynaptic active zone. Gene Ontology annotation, biological process: synapse organization. Gene Ontology annotation, molecular function: protein binding.